This is a messenger RNA of Vitis riparia (riverbank grape), 1098 nucleotides long. RefSeq names its product cold shock protein 1-like. Gene Ontology annotation, molecular function: zinc ion binding; nucleic acid binding. The transcript has 3 exons. The record is from RefSeq and is a predicted model, not a curated record. Lineage: Eukaryota; Viridiplantae; Streptophyta; Magnoliopsida; Vitales; Vitaceae. The coding region runs from base 40 to 933 and encodes 297 amino acids.
GAAGGGCCCAAAAUUGGAGCAGAAAACCAGAGACAGACAAUGGUGGAGCCAGACGACGCCGUUUUGGUGGUUGAAGACGAAGAUUUCCUGAGCGCCGUCGCAGCAGUGGAGGCCAAUGCUCUGUCGAACAAGCGGCGCAGGACCUACACCUCCGACGCUGCAAAAGAAGGCGUCUACACUGCCGCUCUCAGAGGAAGCAACAGUCUGGCAUGGAAGCAGAGCGCCACCGCCGCAUCCGGUGCUCCGAGCAGCAGAGGAUCAUCCUCUGUUUCUUCCUCCGGUAAAUCAGACGGCGGAGAUUCUUCCCCUCCCGAAAAGCCAUGCCCCUGCGGAUUGGGAACCUGUCUCAUUCUCACUUCCAACACCCAGAAAAACCCGGGCCGCAAAUUCUACAAAUGUCCUCUCAGAGAGGAAAAUGGGGGCUGUGGGUUCUUCCAGUGGUGUGACAAUUCUUCUGGAAUUAGUAACGAUGCUUUUGGGGCUAUAAAUUCUGGAUUGAACUCUUCAUUCCCUGAUCUUAAAUGUCCCUGUGGUGCUGGUUCUUGCCUGAUUCUAACUGCAAAAACCGGUAAUAAUGCCGGGCAGCAGUUCUACCGCUGCCCUGCUAACCAGGGAGGUUCUUGUGGGUUUUUCAAAUGGUGCAAUGAUCAAACUGUACCAGCUGGGCUCCCAGUCGGUGCUUUGAGGGGUUAUAACACCACCACCACCAAUGCAAGCAUCAAAAGCCAUGGGGCACAAAGUGGUUCUUCCUGUUUCAAAUGUGGCAAGGAAGGGCAUUGGGCAAAAGAUUGCCAGAUGCGUUCACCUGAGCCCCUUGCUGAUUCAGGAGGAAGGCCUGCUUCAUCAGGUACCUGUUAUAAGUGUGGUAAGCCUGGUCACUGGGCAAGAGACUGCUCUUCUAGUCAAGAUACAAAAGUAUGGCAGAGACGGUAAACCAGUUACUUUUGGUAGUUUAUAAUGUCAAACUUGUAAAUAAGGAGUUUUUGUAAGUCAACUGUGAUUUCUUGGUGACCUACUGAUGGAUGUGAUUUUGUGGUUUGGAACUCUGUUUGACUAUGGGUGAAAUGGAAUUGGCCUCUUUGUGGAGCUUUGUGAGCA